Molecule: messenger RNA, 387 nt
Organism: Gregarina niphandrodes
Lineage: Eukaryota; Apicomplexa; Conoidasida; Eugregarinorida; Gregarinidae
Product: putative multiprotein bridging factor type 1
Exons: 3
Coding region: 1-387 (128 amino acids)
Cellular component (GO): nucleus
Molecular function (GO): DNA binding
Source: RefSeq, a predicted model, not a curated record
AUGAGCGGACUGAGCAAAAAUAGCAGGGAUGUCACAGCCGCUCUGCGCCAAGGCAAAGGAGUGGUAGUCGAGAAGAAAUGGAACGCUGGAACCAACAAGAACAGACCAGUUACCAUAAACGCUGCACGGCUGGAGCAGGAUGACUUACAAACAGCCUUGCCCAAGCUCACCAACAGCUUCAGGGAUGCUCUCCAAAAAGCGCGCAUGGAGAAGAAGAUGACCCAAUCGCAACUGGCGCAAGCAAUAAACGAGAAACCUUCUGUGGUUGCAGACUACGAAUCAGGCCGCGCUAUUCCGAAUGGUCAAAUCAUUACGAAGCUACAAAAGGUGCUGGGUUGCCAUCUGCCCAAAGCCGUCCAAAAGCCCCCCAAGCCCCAGAUUGAUUAG